Messenger RNA from Lactuca sativa (garden lettuce), 621 nucleotides. RefSeq lists its product as uncharacterized. Gene Ontology annotation, molecular function: nucleic acid binding. The record is from RefSeq and is a predicted model, not a curated record. Gene Ontology annotation, biological process: DNA integration. Lineage: Eukaryota; Viridiplantae; Streptophyta; Magnoliopsida; Asterales; Asteraceae.
AUGCUUGGAAGUGUCUUGAAAAAGUAUGGUGUUACUCAUAAAGUCUCCACAACAUACCAUCCACAAACAAAUGGACAACACGAAGUGAGUAAUCGACAAAUCAAGUGUAUUUUGGAGAAAAAUGUCAAUACAAUAAGGAAAGAUUGGAGUACCUAUAUUAAUGAUUCUUUGUGGGUGUACCACACUGCAUCCAAAACUCCAAUUAGGAUUUCUCCAUACCAUAGUGUUUUUGGAAAGCCAUGUCGAUUACACGUUGAGUUGGAGCAUAGAGCCUAUUGGGCGGUUAAGCAACUCAAUAUGGAUUUAAAUGAAUCGGGAAAGAAGAGAAAACGUGACAUACAAGAGCUUGAGGAGAUCCGCAAUGAAGCAUAUGAGAAUGAAGUUCUUUACAAAGAAAAGACAAAAGCAUACCAUUGCAAGAUGAUUUCUUGCAAGGUAUUUGAAAAAUGUCAAAAGGCAUUACUUUGCCACUCUCGUUUAAAACUAAUUUCUGGUAAAUUAAGGUCCCUUUGGGUGGGAACAUUUGUUGCCACUAAUGUUUUUGAGCAUGGUGCAAUAGAAAUCACAAUUGAAAAAACGAGGAAGAUUUUUAAGGUCAACGGGUAUCAUUUAAAGCCUUAA